This is a messenger RNA of Xiphias gladius (swordfish), 1131 nucleotides long. RefSeq names its product MLLT11 transcription factor 7 cofactor (gene mllt11). The transcript is spliced from 3 exons. Gene Ontology annotation, cellular component: cytosol; nucleoplasm. Gene Ontology annotation, biological process: apoptotic signaling pathway; positive regulation of DNA-templated transcription; positive regulation of release of cytochrome c from mitochondria. The record is from RefSeq and is a predicted model, not a curated record. Lineage: Eukaryota; Metazoa; Chordata; Actinopteri; Istiophoriformes; Xiphiidae. Bases 135 to 392 code for a protein of 85 amino acids.
UGGGUGUAUAUUCGGCUGACUUGACGCAGGCGCAGAGCUCAUUUCACCUGCAGCGGCAGAGGCAGCGACCGGACCGUCUGCGACCAGAACCGAGAACAAAGACGAGCCGCGGCGGGAGUCGAGCAGAUUGAAAGAUGAUGAAGUCAAGCAGCCAAUACGACUCUUUCCUCUUCUGGAGGCAGCCAAUCCCGGCCCUCGACCUGUCAGAGCUGGAGGACCUGGGUUUGAUCGACGGUCAGCCGGCCAAUAGCAGCAAAGGAAAAGACAAGCUGUCCAAACUGAGGGGUCAGGACGAGGAGGCCGAGCUGCUGGAGUUUUCCUCCUUUAACUACUGGAGAGCUCCCAUCGCUGACGUGGACGCCCUGCUGGCCGACCUCAACCUGCUGCUCUGAAACCAGCCUGACCCCUGACCCCUGACCCCUGACCCCGGAUCAGCCUCUGCAGGCCUCGACUCCUCCCCUCUGAUCCUGCCUGAUGCUUUUCCCUGGGAAACAUUAACGGAACACAUUUCUUUUUCAGGAAAGUCCCCAAAAUAAGAGUCUGGUUUUCACACUAAUAGUCCCGGACAGGGGUCUGCAGAGACUGGUCCUGGUUCAGAGUCAACCCCCAACAGCUUUGUGUUCACCCUCUGAUCCUGAAGUAGGUUUUCUGAAAACACAACGACCGAACCAUCUGCGUGAACAUUUUUAGAUUAAAGGGUCGUAGACUGAGGGGGUUCUGUUCCACGACCAGCUGUUAGACCAGGUCUGCAUGUCGACUGAUCUAAGACUGAUUUUAAACCUCGUCCCAGACUUAGAAUAAGAGACAACUUUCCACUUUGAUUCCAAACAGUUGGGUGUGUGUGUCAAUGAGGUCGAAAAAACAUUUGCAACACUACGUCAUUGUAGCGCACGGAGCGGCGUUCCAUUCACAAACGAAAUAAAGUUUGGAGACGUUAUGAGAAAAGAUCUGGUUAACAACGAGAUCCUGAUCCAGAUCCAGAUCCAAGACAGGAAGUGGAGGCCUCAGAACUCUGAGAGUCGUCCGGUUUCUACGUUUUCUUCAGCUAAAAACCGGGGCCCGAUUUUCGUAGAAGUUUGCGUCUGUUCGCACAAGUGAAGACUUUUGAUGUUUAAUGGAACAAAACAAAAA